AGACCAAUCGUUGUCGUGCUUGAGUUCUUCCGUAUUUCAAACCAUUGGCGGUUGACUUCCCUGCGUUUAAGUCAGCUAGCUAGCUGUUAGGUUUUGCUUAUUAUAACGAUUUUCGCUUCUUUAUUAGUGACAACUCAUAGUGAUGGAUUCAAUCACUGCUAAUCUUCUUGUCGGACUCCCGGUCAAUAUCAGCCGGAGUGAUGGACGGGUGCACUCUGCAAACGUCAAAGCUGUGGAUCAAGCGAAAUGUACUGUGAUGGUUGAGUGGCAUGAGAAAUCCGUAUGCCGAGGGAAAGAGAUAGAAGUUGAUGAACUAUGGACCUUGAACAAGGAGUUGCUUGAGCACAUAAAAGGCUCCAGUGAACCAUCCCCCAUUCCCCCUCCAGAGAAGAAAUAUGAGGGUCGUCUUCGCUCGUCACGGAUACCCGCCCCUUCCAAUUACACAACCCCAGCUGUCGUUCCUGAGGAGACAGUCCCCAGGAAGUCUGUGGUUCGGCAGACAUGUUUGUUCCGAACCCCUGCUCCGAUCCCAGAGCCGGUAGACAGCAAACCUGAGGCCGAGUCUUCAGAAUACUCCACCGCUGUCCUCAGAUCCUCUGGGGUGCCUAACAAGAAGAAGAGAAAGAACGACCCCCGACAGACAUCAACACUGCCCCCGGUCAGCGAAGCCUUUAAAGAGAACGAGGAGCUCAAGCCAACCACCUCAGCAACAGGCAGAAGAAAAUCGGUCCUGCCGCAAGACCUGAACAAGGGGAACAAGAGGUUGUCUUGCUCUGUCAAGGCCACAGACAACAAGAAGGGAAAGUUUGGAGACACUAACCGGCCAAACAAGCAGUUCUUCCAGAUGAUAGAGGACUACAGGGAAACCCUGACCAAGGCUCCAGUGUCUCCCUCGGACGUGCCUAAAAACCAUAGAAUCUGCGUGUGUGUUCGAAAGAGGCCGUUAAAUAAGCAAGAGCUGAUGAGGAAGGAGAUCGACGUGGUCACCAUCCCCGGUAACGGUUGCCUGCUGCUCCACGAGCCCAAGACCAAGGUGGACCUGACCAAGUACCUGGACAACCAGGUGUUCCACUUUGACUAUUCCUUCGAAGAGUCAUCUACUAAUGACACGGUCUACCGGUUCACUGCCAAGCCUCUUGUCCAGACCAUCUUUGAGGGAAGCAUGGCAACGUGCUUUGCCUACGGACAGACCGGAAGUGGGAAAACUCACACAAUGGGAGGAGAUUUCUCUGGAAAAAGCCAGAACAGUUCCAAAGGGAUCUACGCCUUAGCCGCCCAGGACGUGUUCACCCUGCUGAGACAGAGGAAGUUCUCCAGCCUGGACCUCUGCCCCUACGUCUCCUUCUUUGAGAUCUACAACGGCAAGGUGUACGACCUGCUGAACAAGAAGACUCAGCUCCGUGUGCUGGAGGACGACAAGCAGCUGGUGCAGGUGGUGGGACUGCAGGAGAAGGAAGUGUCCUGCCCCGAGGACGUCAUCAGGAUGAUCGAGACGGGCAGUGCCUGCAGAACGUCCGGCCAGACGUCAGCCAAUGCCAACUCGUCUCGCUCCCACGCCAUCCUACAGGUCAUCCUGCGGAGGCGGGGCAAGCUGCACGGGAAGUUCUCAUUGGUUGAUUUGGCAGGCAACGAGAGGGGGACAGAGGUCAGCGGCAAUGACAGAGCGGUCAUGGUGGAGACGGCUGAGAUCAACCGCAGUCUGCUGGCUCUCAAGGAGUGUAUCCGUUCACUGGGCCAGAACAGCGAUCACAUCCCAUUCAGGAUGAGCAAGCUGACCCAGGUCCUGCGGGACUCCUUCAUAGGAGAGAACUCCCGGACCUGCAUGAUUGCCAUGGUCUCUCCCGGCAUGGUGUCAUGUGACUACACUCUGAACACGCUACGCUACGCCGACAGAGUGAAGGAGCUGAACGGCCGGUCCAAGGCCAGCGGGGGGGACGCCCCCCAGAGUGCAGAGGUGUCCACGGAGGACAGCUCCUCUGAGGAGGUCAGCUCCGAGCCCAGCCCCACCACUACCAGCCUCAAAUCUGUUAUCAAACACUUGCAAGGUUGCAAAGUAUUCGAGCAGGACUCCAUCGUGCCCAUGACCAGUAUGUUCGAGGAGAUCUCCCAGGUGGCAGAGAUGGAGGAGAUGGUUCAUGAGGAGCUGAAGAGGGGCGAGGGGCUAUUGAGGUGUAUGGAGAAGACCUCCUACGACGUUGAGGCAGGCCUCCCAGAGCUGGAGGAAUACGCCACCAAACUGCUAGAAAGGGUUAGAGGUCUCAGGGCUGCGGUCAGUGAAGAGCAGAUGUCCCGCCUGUCCCCAAAACUGGCCUACCGCUGACCUGGAUGGCCCCAUCCUGCUCUCAUAAUCGGGUCCCCUUGUGAAAUCAUCUCCCUGAGUGGUGGAUCAGUUGGGCUGAGUGUAUGUCUCCAAUAACAUUUGAAAAGGGGGGGGGGGGG
This is a messenger RNA of Hypomesus transpacificus, 2439 nucleotides long. It is a transcript of the gene kif2c, whose product is annotated as kinesin family member 2C. Gene Ontology annotation, biological process: microtubule-based movement. Gene Ontology annotation, molecular function: ATP binding; microtubule motor activity; microtubule binding. The coding region runs from base 143 to 2320 and encodes 725 amino acids. NCBI's taxonomy places the organism in Eukaryota, Metazoa, Chordata, Actinopteri, Osmeriformes, Osmeridae. The transcript has 22 exons. The record is from RefSeq and is a predicted model, not a curated record.